GUCCACAACCUGGCAGUAGGAGGCCCCAGAGCCAUCCUGCUGUGCCUCUUUGGGGCCGUCCUCUGCCUCACAGGGUCCUACAGCUUUCCACACAUCUACUUCGGGCCCUUUGACCUCAGUGGCAUGAAAUUCCUCAAUGUCUCCUGUCUCCUCGGAUGCUCUGAGGCUGUCUUAUCCCUGACCACUGGGUACCGCGCCUCAGUGACCAUGGUACAGAAGGGCUGCUGGACAGGCCCAGCUACGGGCCAGAUGCAGUGGAACGACAAGGCGCUGCCGCCUGACUACUCGGUGGUGCGCGGCUGCGGGACCGACCUUUGCAACGCGAACUUCCAAAUCCACGACUCCCUCCCCAAUCUGAGCCGAGCGCCCAACCCGCCGACGCUCAGCGGCGCCAAGUGCUACUCCUGCGUGGGGAUCCACCCGGAGGACUGCACCCCGGAGAAGUCCCGGCGGGUCCAGUGUCACCAGGACCAAAGCAUGUGCUUCCAGGGCAAUGGAAGCAUGACCUCUGGCAAUUUCUCAGUCCCUGUGUACAUCAGAACCUGCCACCGGCCCUCCUGCACCAUCCAGGGCACCACCAGCCCGUGGACAAACAUCGACCUCCAGGGCUCCUGCUGUGAGGGGCACCUCUGCAACAAGGACUCCAUAAGCUUCACCAGCACCUCGGGCACCGUCCCUCCUGGGGCGCCCCCCCCGUCAUAUUCCUGCUCCCCAUGGUUCCCCUGCUGGGAGCUGGCUCUGGAGCAGUGUGCUACCAACUGA
This is a messenger RNA of Physeter macrocephalus (sperm whale), 762 nucleotides long. It is a transcript of the gene LYPD5, whose product is annotated as LY6/PLAUR domain containing 5. The record is from RefSeq and is a predicted model, not a curated record. NCBI's taxonomy places the organism in Eukaryota, Metazoa, Chordata, Mammalia, Artiodactyla, Physeteridae. Gene Ontology annotation, cellular component: plasma membrane.